Molecule: messenger RNA, 939 nt
Organism: Brienomyrus brachyistius
Lineage: Eukaryota; Metazoa; Chordata; Actinopteri; Osteoglossiformes; Mormyridae
Product: free fatty acid receptor 3-like
Exons: 1
Biological process (GO): cellular response to fatty acid; G protein-coupled receptor signaling pathway
Cellular component (GO): plasma membrane
Molecular function (GO): G protein-coupled receptor activity
Source: RefSeq, a predicted model, not a curated record
CUGACUAUGGAAAGCCUCCUACUAUCUGUGUACAUUCUCACCUUCCUUAUUGGCCUACCUACUAACAUCCUAUCCCUGUGCAUCUUUUGCAUUAAAGUACACAACAAGCCCAUGCCCACUGACAUCCUGCUACUAAAUUUAACUGUGUCAGACUUGCUCUUCCUUUUAGUUUUGCCACUGAAGAUGUAUGAGGUAGCCUCACAUAUGAAGUGGUCCCUGCCCUAUUCCCUGUGCCCAGUCACUUACUUUGUGUUUUUUUCCACCAUCUACACAAGCUCUCUCCUGCUCAUGGCUGUCAGCGUGGACCGUUACUUGGGUGUAGCCUUCCCGGUGAGGUACAGACUGUUGAAAAAGCCACUGUAUGCUGCAGUUGCCUGUGUAGGGAUCUGGGUCAUCAGCUCUGCCCACUGUAGCAUUGUAUUCAUCGUAGAACAUCUUUCUUUGGGGAAUGAAACCUUGGACACCACUGUCUGUUAUGAGAACUUCACAGAGGAGCAGCUGAACAUCCUGCUUCCUGUACGCCUGGAGUCUUUUGUAGUGAUGUUCCUGGCUCCUCUUCUCAUAUGCACGUUUUGCUACUUGAGCUGUAUCCGCAUCCUCUCUGCUCAGUCCCGGAUCUGUCACAAAAAGAAGAAGAAAGCCAUUGGCAUGGCUUCGGGGACCCUCCUGGUUUUCGUGAUCUGCUUCCUCCCAUAUAAUUCUUCCCAUGUUUUUGGCUACGUGAACGGGAAAAGCCCACCCUGGAGGGACUACACAUUGCUCCUCAGCACAUUUAACACAUGCUUAGACCCAAUCAUAUUCUAUUUUUCCUCCUCUACUUUUCAGGAAAUGGUCAAGUAUUUUAUUCUCAAGAUUGCAGGAUUGAGAAGCCUCAUUCUCAGAUCAGGAAGGCUGUCAACCAUGACAACCAACACUGAAAACACCCAUCAGGAAAACUGA